AUGGAUGAUCGUAUGAAUUUGGUUGAUCCGAUAGAGGUCCUGGAGGAGUAUGAAAAUGAAAACUCUAUUGGGAUUAGCCAUGUAGAGCCCAUAUCUGAUGAUGGUGGAGACACUGCAAAUACUGAUGCCCCUAAUACUGUCUCUACUGAGGGCCCAAUAGAUGUUCAAACAGUAGUCAGUGAAAGAAAAAAGAGAAAGAGGACUUCCAAUGUAUGGAAUGAUUUUGUCGAACUUGAACGAGAUGGGACUAAACAGCCUCAAUAUGUGCCUACAAGAUGGAACAGCACAUAUUUAAUGUUAGAUGCUGCAAUUCAGUUCAAAGAAGUUUUUCCUAGAUAUGAUGAUAGAGAUAGUAGUUUUGAAUGGGUUCCAACUGUUGAAGAGUGGGGACAAGUUGAAAAUGUUUGUCAACUACUUGCUAUUUUCAAUGAAGUAACCAAUAUUGUAUCCGGAAGUGAUUACCCAACAGCAAACUUAUUCCUUUCUGAAGUUUGGAGAAUGAAGGACAUCUUAGGUAAGAAGAGUAGAGAUGAGAAUGAAUACAUGAAAUCAAUGGUAAGGAAAAUGACUGCUAAGUUUGACAAAUAUUGGGGGGAGUGUAAUUUGUUGAUGGCAAUCACUGCGGUGUUAGACCCUAGAUUCAAAAUGAUCCUGAUCCAAUUCUGUUUUCCUUUAAUUUAUCAAGAGCCGGACGCUUCUAAGAAUAUUGAUCAUGUCUCCCAAGUAUUGCAUGAGUUAUAUGAUGAGUAUGUUCAUGAAUACAAUUCAACUCUUGAGGCACAAAUAGAGCAGGAAAAUGCUCGAAUAAAUGUAUCAAGUUGUUCCUCAAGUGUUGGGAGAAACAUGCAGAGUGGCCAGUCAUUAUUUAAAUCUUUUGUUAGAAGUGUUGAUACCGUGCAUCCUAAUAAAUCAGAACUGGACAAUUAUUUAGAGGAGAGUAUAUAUAUCUGUGAAGAGGGUUCAGAUGCAAGUUUCGAUGCCUUAGAAUGGUGGAAAGCAAAUAGUCUUGAAUUUCGAACUUUGUCCAAAUUGGCCCGAGAUAUAUUGGCUACACCAAUUACCACAGUUAGCUCAGAAUCAACAUUCAGUGCAGGAGGCAGAGUAAUUGAUCCUCAUCGAGCUUCAUUGUCAACUGAAACUGUCCAGAUGUUGUUAUGUGGGUCUGAUUGGGUUAGAGCAUUAUAUGGGCUUAAAAGAUCAUCAACAAAUUCUGUGAACCUUCCUUCGUCGUCCUGCGCUAUCUUGCACCAGGCAGGCUCUCUACAACGUGCUGCUCGCCUUACUUCCACCUUGGUUGCACAUUGCUUGGCCGACAGCCUCCUUGUUGCUAGCAUUUUGCUCAUGUGA
Messenger RNA from Juglans regia (Persian walnut), 1347 nucleotides. RefSeq names its product zinc finger BED domain-containing protein RICESLEEPER 2-like. The coding region runs from base 1 to 1347 and encodes 448 amino acids. The record is from RefSeq and is a predicted model, not a curated record. NCBI's taxonomy places the organism in Eukaryota, Viridiplantae, Streptophyta, Magnoliopsida, Fagales, Juglandaceae. The transcript has 3 exons. Gene Ontology annotation, molecular function: DNA binding; protein dimerization activity.